This is a messenger RNA of Copidosoma floridanum, 9991 nucleotides long. RefSeq lists its product as uncharacterized. The record is from RefSeq and is a predicted model, not a curated record. NCBI's taxonomy places the organism in Eukaryota, Metazoa, Arthropoda, Insecta, Hymenoptera, Encyrtidae. Gene Ontology annotation, molecular function: DNA binding; chromatin binding. Gene Ontology annotation, cellular component: nucleus; chromocenter.
CCUACGUACGCACGCGUUCGCUUGCUCGUAAGUACAUACAACAACCAAUAAGUAUACCCUAAAUCUCGACAAGCCCAACAUUACACAUCGGUACGUUUCAUGUGAUACGUGUGAUUUGCUCCUCCAAACGGAUUAAAUCCACGUUCCUACAUUGCUCCGAAAGUUGCGUAGUUUUGUGCAAGUGCUGGACAACACACCGUUAUCGUCCUCUACAUUGUUGUGAUACCGUCGUGGAUUAUCGUCCACUGUUAUCUAUCUGCCGGUUACACACAUAUACAUGUAUACACACAACAAGUUGUAAUAGUCGAGCAGUUGUCAGCUGAACGGUUUGUUGUCGAUCGCGCGCUCGAGAGGUGCUGCUCUCUCUUCGGUCAGUGUCUUGUCUUUUUUUUUUUUUUUUUUUUUAUCAUCAUUCCUCUUCACGAAACAGAGGCGCAGCAUAUACGUACAUGAUAUAUACAUAUAUAGCGGUGCUCUUGUGCGUACGUAAUAUUGCGAAAUUCGAGGACGAAAGAAAUGUAGAGUUUUAAAGAGGAGAAGACGAAGAAGCAGCGCGAAGAAGAAGGCACUGUUAUAUACAUGUACAUACAGCACAUCUACGUAUAGAUAUAUGACCAGUGGCAAUCGCGUACGGAGUGGUAUAUAUUGUAUACUACGGUGUACAACAUACACACAUAUACAUACACGCCAGGCAAAAGUGGCGGAGACGCGGAACGCAAAGAGCAGAAGCAGAGAGAAUACAUACGAGAGUAUAUAGUGGUGUAGUGCGCGCGCCAGGUGUGUGCUCUGGCCCGUUGUCUUUCUCUCUCUUUCACACGACUUCGUACAUUCGUACAGCUGCAAAGCCAGAGCAGCAGUAGUUUUUUGCUGGCCCGGCAGCAGCCGCUGAUCCACGGCCGUCAUUACGUCGUGUAUAUGAGUGUGUAGUGCCUAUGUAUUAACGUACAUAAUAUAUACAUAUAUAUGUGCCGUGCAUAACCUAAUAUACUCGUGAGUUGCCCCCCCCCUCUCACUGUGUCCAUAAUCUCUUUAUCUCUGCCCCCCCCCCUUUUGUGUAACGUGUUUAUGUAGGUAAUGUAAUAUAAAAAAAAAGUUUAGUGAAAAGAUAACGAGGCACGGCUCGUCUUCGAGUUCAUUUUUAUCAUUAGUGUUCUCGAAUUUCAGUAGAUCUUUUUGAAAACGAGCGCCUGUCACCGAGCCCAUUUUUUUUUUUCGGGUGACCUAUAUCGGAAGAGUCAAGUGAUUAGUUGACAAAAGAUAAGUGGCUGUGAAAAAAUGUUUUUUUGUCAUUAAAAAAGGAUGGAAACUUUGGUUUGGCUUUAACCUAAAAAUAAUAACCAAUCCGACGAGGGAAGGAGGAGAAAAAGAGGGAGAGAGAUCAAGAACGGGAUUUUCCAAUGCACGUCGCUAAAGUAUUUAUUACACCUCGCGAGUGAUGCUCGCUGUUGUUGUAGAUCGGAGUGGAUAUAUGUAAUUAAGUGCACGGAUGUGUGAAUAUUAAAAAUUAAUCCGUCGUCUGCAUUUUUUAUAACCUCGAAAGUAACUGUUUUCGGGAUCAAUUACAUCGAUGCAGAGGAAAUAAGUAGUUGUGUGAUUAUUGAGAAAAAAAUAAAAUAUAGUGCGCGGGAUUUUAUCGAUAUGGUAAAGUGGCAUGUAAGUGUGCAUUGUUUCAAUCAAAUUUAAUAAAUUUGUUGUUUGGUGUAUCGUCGUUUUUCGUAACGUUGGAACGCGUUGUGCCCGAGUUGUAUUUUUUUUCUUCCGUUAAUUGAGUCGCGCAGUGCGGUGCGGUGCGCGCUUUUUUACGUCAAUGGGAUUCGCGACCCGCGGCAGAUCCUGCACUUAUGCAUCCAAAGAGCGAUCGAGACCACUACGUAUCAGAGGAUGCCGCAGGUGUUGUUGCUGUUAAGCCACGAGGUCGAGAGGCGAAAGUGUGUGCCAGUGAUGUCGGUGGCGAGGCAGCCUGCAGCCCUGCUGGACCUGGACCAUGGCCGGCAAGCCUGAGCAGCCGGCCUCUCAUUCAGGCCCGACGCUGCAACAGCCCCAACAACAGUUGUCGUCCCUACCGAGGCAGCAGCAGCAGACCCUCCAGGAGCAACAGGCUGCGGCUCUGCAGAACAGCGUCUUAGUUUACGUAUCCGGGGAGAACUUGGCCUACGCCAACAGCCUGGACCAGCAAAAUGCCCUUGCCGGUUAUCAGCAGCAACAGCAAACCAUCAACAACCAGCAGCAGGACAUCGGCCCGGGCAAUGGCAACAGCGUCUUCCUGCAGCACCAUCACCACCUGCCGCAGGUGUUCGGGGACAAGUCUCAGGCCGCGACGGCCGGCUUCCUCGGCCAGGCCGGCAAGGACGUGGCCCACGAGUUCGAGCUCGCCGUCGCCGAGAUAGAGCAGCAGGAGCCGCUGCACGCCCCGAGCCGCGGCUGUAGCGACGAGGAGGAGUCCGGUCACUCGCUCGGGCCCGACGACGACGACCUCGUCGACGAUGGGAGCUUCGUCGUGUCGCAGCUCGAGGCCGCCUGCGACGCCGACAUCAUCUACCAGGAUGACGAGCACGACCAGGACGACGAGCAGGACCAGGAGCACCUCAUCAAGCUGUCCAAGGACAUGCUCGACGGGUGCAACGGUUACGCGGCCAUUAACGGCGUGUACGGCUUUCCGCUCGACGAGAAGAGCCUUCAGGGUGCGUUCGCGGCCGCGGGGGCGGAGCUAGACGCCGCCUGCGAUGCGAACGGCAAUCACCAGGUUGGCAGCGGCUUUGUAAGGCAGAAUGGCACCUCGGGCCUCGGGCAGCUUUACCCCAACACCCUCAUCACGGAUGAGCAGCAGCAACAACAGCAGGACGACCAGGUGGUCGUCGGGGCGGAGCUGCUCGGUGAGACGGUGGUCAGCGCGGGCCAGGCGUUCGCUAGCCUCGGUAGCUGCGACAGCGUGAGGUCGGACACGGCCGAGUCUACCUGCAGCAGCCUGAGCAGCCACGAGAGCCAGGAAGUGGCCUUGCAGCAGGCCGCGAACUUUGUAGCCGCGCAGCAGGCUGUGCGGGAAGCCGCCGAGCAGCGGCAGAAUCAGCAGGUGCUGCAACAGGUGCAUCAGGUGCUCGAUGACGCUAUUAACAGUGCUGGUGCUUGUGGUGUGGUGCAACAACAACAACAACAACAACAACAACAACAACAACAACAGACUCAGCUUCAGCAAGAUUUGCACCAGGGCAUCGUAGUCCCGCCCGGCUGGAAGAGGAUCUGCACCAAUGGCGUCAUCAUAUAUAUCAGUCCGAGCAGUACGGCGCUGGGUUCGCUGGAUCAGCUCAAGGAGUACCUGACAACGGCAGGGACCUGCAAGUGCGGCCUCGAGUGUCCGCUUAGGCCCGAGCAAGUUUUCAACUUUGACCCCAAGGUGGCGACGCGGCCUUGGAGCCCCAGCCAAGCCAAGACGCGCGAGGUGAAGCUCUGCAACCACAAGAGAAAAAUACACCAGCAGCAGCACCAGCCGACGGUAUCGGAGUCAUCGGGCUCGCCGGGCGGCAUCGUCGGCGCGAAUCAGGCGACGAUAUCCUCGAUAUCACUCGAUGGCGAGGACUCCCCUGGCUCCUGCGACAAAUCCAAAUCAGACGUCCUGAAAAGGAAGCGGCGAAAGCUAGGCAGCAGCAACUCGAGCAACCCGUACUCGAGCGUCUCGGUGUCGCAGCUCCUGGCGCAGCGUGACCGAGCGAUCGCCGCUGCAGUGGCCGCCAACAGCACCACCAACAGCAGCCCCACCGACGCGAACGACAGCUCCGUAGCCCCGGACGUCGUAGCAGGUGACGCGACGGUCGCCGGCCCCACCGCCAACCCCGUGGCCACGAUGUCCACCGGGUCGCUCUCUAAUGGCUCGCAGGUGUGGCCUGUUACCGUGUCGAAUCUGCCCGGGAGCCUGACGCUCCCGCACCAGACGCAGCAGCAACAGCUGCUCCCGCACCAGCAGGCGGCCCUCAGUCCCCAGCUGGCGCAGAACCAGCAAGUCCAGAGGCUGAACAACGCGCAGAGCAUGGCCGCGGGUGGCAUGAUCAUGGGCAACCAGCUGAUCAUGAACCAGCAAACGAAUUUCGGCCACCUUGUGAAUUCGCAGCCUCAACAGCAGCAGCAGCACCAGCCGCAACAGCAACAGUCUCAGCAGCAACAGCAGGUUCAACAGAUGCAACAACUCUUGAACCAGCAAUUGCAGGACGAGCAGACGCAGGAGCAGCUGCUGUUCCAACAGAUGCAGCAAUUGCAGCAGAUGCAGUUGUUGCAACAACAGCAGGACCAGCAGCAGCAGCUGCAGCAGCAACAGCAGCAGCAGCAGCAGCAACAACAACAGCCGCAGAAUCGCAUGCUCGCCAAUCAGAUACAGCAGGUCCAACAGCAGCAGCCCAAUUACCAGUUGAACCAGCUGAACCAGCAGCCGUUGCAGCAAUUGAUGCAACAACAGCAGCAGCAACAACAGCAACAGAUGAAUACACAGCAAUUCCAGUUGCAAAACAUGCCAAAGCAGCAAAGUAUGCAGCAGCAGGGUCUUCUGGGCGAUAUGGACCAGCAGCAACAGUUGCUCGCUGGUUUCGGCCAACAGCAAGACUUUCUCAGUCAGCUGCCCAUGCAAAACCAACAGCAACAGAUUCACCCGCAGCUUCAGCAGUUGCAGCAACAGCAGCAGUUACAACAGCAGCAGGUCAAUCAGCAGUUGUUGCAACAGCAGACGGAUCAGUUCCAAAUGCAGUUACAACAGCAGCAUCAACAGCAGCAGCAGCAGCAGCAGCAACAACAGCAGCAGCAGCUUGUUCAGUCUUGCGGACAGGCGCAGUAUCAAACUCAAAUGUUGAAUCAGCCGCUCGAUACGAUGCAACAAAAUGGUCUGACCCUUAUGAAUGGCUUAAACGACUUGCAAGUGAGGCAGCAGCAACAAAGGACUGCCGAGGAAUUGGCUCUUAAGCAGCAGCAGCAGCAGCAACAACAGCAGCAGCAGCAGCAACAACAACUGUUCUUACAAAAUCAAGCGAUUCAGAGGUUACAGCCAAACAAUCAGUUUCAACAGAAUCAGCUUUCGUGUCAAAUGGGUACGUUCAGUCCAGCAAAGACGAACAACCUGCAACAGUUCCAAACGAAUAAUCAGCUGCAACAAAAUCAAAAUGUAAACUUCAACGCGAGAGCAUCACCUUGGCAACAACAACAACAGCAGCAGCAGCAGCAGCAACAGUUGCAACAGCAAAAUAAUAGGAUAAAUAUAAAUCAAAUGCAAAACCUGAAUUGCAAUGCGUUCAAUAACGUGCAGCAGCUGCAACAGAUUCCCCAGGAUAACAUUUGGACGGAGGAGGUCGCGAGGAAAAAGGCCAAGAUCGUCAAAAACUCGUACAAAAAGCAGAGGCAGCAGCAGCAGCUCGCCAAUAACAUUAACAACUGUCUCGACCAAAACAUGUCCGGAGAUGAGUUCUCCGAUAAAUUGAAUUCGCAGUCGGGUCCAUCGUUCCUGGAGGAUCCAAGUGGUUACCUCGCACAGCAGACUGCUCUGUUGAACAGCACGAUACAGAGGCAGACGGGCGUCACGAGCACGCAACAGCCUCUGCUCAUCGGCAACAAUAGCAACAACGGUCUGCAGCAGCAAAACGCCACGUAUCUUCCGCAACCAAAGCCUUCCUCGCUCGCUAGUCCCUCGUCCUUGUACAGCAACAACAACAACGCCGGCAAGAAUAACCCGAACUCGCCGGUGUUCGUGCACAGCUCGAUGACGCCAAACUCGGCCGGUAGCGCCACGGACUCGGAGAGCGGCAGCCCCAUGUCGUGCCAGAGAUGCGUGACCAGCGCGGACACGCAGUCCUUAUCUUCCUCGACCUCGACUCAGGAUUCCUACAAACAAAGAACCGACAUGCACACACAUCAGUACACUUUGCCGGAUAUGUCGGAAGACCCGAUAUCUUCCACUUUCGGUGAAAAAUGCAUGCAGCAGCAAAAUUCUUGCCAGCAGCAGGCUCAGUUGGACUCGCGGCCAAUCCAGGGUGGCACCGUAAGUACCUCGCAUGGCUCGCCCAUAGGCACCAACAGUCCAGCCAACUCGGACGCGCCAACGUCGUCCACGUCGCAGCCACCAACGCCACAGAGUCUCAUGUCCUCGCAGCCAUCGACGCCGCACGCAUACUCGCAGCCGGCGACGCCGCACAUGGUUGCUCAGCAUGCGAAUCUCAACGAGCAGAGGUCAACGACACCGUCAGUCGCCCCAACGAAUCCAUCGUGCGACCCCGGCUGCAUUGAGAAUCAAAAGAAGUUGGAGGUCUAUCAAUCCCAACAACACGCGAUGAGCAACGGCUCGAGAAGCAACACGUACAACGCGUCGUCAAUCAUAACGACAAUGGCCAGUGGCCACACAGUCAGUUGCAACACAAUCACGUCGGUGCUGGCUGGACGAGCUAAUACAGCGACGGUCUCGAUAAAUGCUCCAUCCGGCAUGGCCAAUAGUGUCAAUCUGUUACCAAACAUCUUGGCCAAGCAGCAACAACAACAACAGCAGCAAACGGCGAUUGUCAACACAGUUCCUUCCUCAUCUGUCCCUGUUGUAGCUUCGGCUGUCUCUACGGCGACGAUGCCGGUUGCUGCGUCUGCGUCGAUUCAGCAGCAACAUAAUGCCUACAUUAUACAACAGCAGCAGCAGCAGCAGCAACAACAACAGCAACAACAGCAACAACAACAGUCAAUGGCUAAUGUGAACGUUUCCAGGUCACCGCUUGAAAUGGUACAGAGUGUCGUGAGUAGUAUACAGGUGCCGCAAGUGACCAAUACAAACGGUCAACAUCACCAUCAGCAACAGCACCACCAACAGCAGCCUCAGCAGCAAGCUAACGUUCAAGUUCACAAUGUUCUCACGUCAAGUGGCAUAAUAAAACAAGCUGCACCUGGUCAAACUUUGCCACCUGGGCACAUUCUUGUCUCCAACAACGGACAGCUGAUAAUGGCGAGUACUGGUGGUGUUAUGGCACCUCCGCCACCAAAGAUCAACUCGAUGCCACCACUGUCGGUCUCACCAAUGGUGACGAACGUCACCGGGGCCGUCAGCCAGGUCAUACCAGCCGUUGGGGUGGCUCAGCAAGUGAUAGGCCAACCUACCGUUUUGGUGAACACGAUUCAGGCGCCAGUGAUAAUUCAGCCAUCGGGCAUGAUGACGAUGGAUAGUAUCGGACAGAACGUGCAGAUACCGCAUUUGACAGUGACCGCUGGAAACGUUCUGCAAAAUGCUCACCCCAUCAUCGAUGCCACGAAUCAUCAGCACCAGCAGCAAGACGUCGCGAGGAACGUCGCCGCGGCUGUUGCGAGUCAAAAUUUCGUCAACCAUCGACAACACACUGGCCUGCCACCAGAGCCAACAAUAGCAAAAAAAAAGGUCUACAAGAAGCGCAAGAGCAACACACAGACCGUAGCGUCGAUGCUGCACAUCGCGGCUGCAGCCUCGCAGCAAAACACGGGCAUGUUGAUGCAGUCGCACCAAUCGAAUUUCGCGCAUCAGAACUUCCAGACGCAAAGUUUAGGGGGACCAAUGCUGCAGGCGCUAACGAUCGUGCCGGGCAAGAACGGUGGACCUGCUCAAUUGGUUAUGAAUGGACAGCCGCAUCAGAAUUUCAAUACGCAACAGAUAAUUACGAAUGCACAGCCUGCCCAGCAGAUCAAUCUGUUGCAGCCGGUUAAUCUGCUGAAUGGCACAACGGGUAUGGUUCAAAACUUCCCGACCAUUCAGCAGUUCAUUGUGCCUGGAUUGGGAAGCAUGGUCAUGUCUGCGGAUGGCACGGCUACUCUUCUCCAAGACACAGGCAACAUCGGUGGCAUGCAAUUGCAGCUGCAAAAUGUCAAUGGCCAGAACGUCUUGACACCUGUACAGAACCACAGUGGUAUUUUUGGACAUGGUCAGAGUAUUUUAGCAGCCGGCCCAGCUGGAAUGGUGAUACGAGCGCCUCAGGCUACGGGUAGCAAAAUAAUUCAGACUCAAGCCAGCCCUGGUACUCAAUUCAUAUCACCGAAUAGCGGUCAGUUCCUCGUCAACGGCACAACGUCUUUCGGCAACCAGCUGAAUCCAAUUGUCGCUAACGUCACUCCGAACCAACAAGUGACUUUUAAUGCAGCACAGGUGCGUCAACCUAACAUCCAAGGCCAACAAGAGUUCAUUCAAAUGAACGGUCAGACGCUAAUGGUGCCGUGUGCAACAGCGCAAAAUAUUGCCUCGGUAUCGUCGUCACAGAAUCAACAGAACACGACGUACGUUCAGCAAAAUACGACGAUAGUGCAGCAGCAAACGACGAUGCAGGUUUCGAAUAACCAGCUGCCGGGAUUCCAAGCGUCAAAUGCCAAUAACACUCCCAGCAUCGAGCAACCAACAGUGAACGUCAAUAAUGCUCAGUACCAAAUAGUCAGCGCUGACAUGGUGACGCAGGGAAAAAGUCCAGCCUCGCCAAAAGGCAAUGUGAACCAACAACCAACUGAUCAAGCUGUUGAGCUACAGCAACCGACGCAACAACAACAACAACAACAACAACAACCAGAACAGAGGCCACAAUCGCAGCAGCAAACUCAGCAGAACCAACAGGCUCAGCAGCUUCCACAGACGCAAUUCGUGAUUACCAACGACACCUGCACGACGAUAGUCGAGAAAACGCAAUCACAGACCGGCGCAGUGGAUGCGGCAGCAGCAGCUGCUGCUCUGAUGGCGAGGCACACAGUGUCGACGCAGACGAAUCAGGCGAACGCGGCUGCUCAGUCUGCGCUGAUGAGGCAGGGUUCACCACCCGAUACGACGACCCACAGUCCUGGUAAUAGUCAAAGGUCCAACAGUCCAGCCGUGGAUACAACGACGCACGGAGCAGCGUCACCUCCACCACCAGCCAACACGAGGCAACAGUCGUCUACGCCGAUGGUCCACUGUGUAUCGAGUAGCGAGCCAGAUUCGGGCGGCGACGCGCAGCAAAACUCCGAGGAAUGGCGAGGCAACGUCCAGUCGCUGAGCAACCCUGGUAGCGUCAAAGAGAUACCUGCCAUCCAGCCAGUCUCUGGUCCACAAGCUCAGCAACAACAAACGGCCACUCAGGCACAACAGCCUCAGCAGCCACAGCAGCCACAACAACAGCAGCAGCAGCAGCAGCAGCAGCAGCAGCAGCAGCAACAACAGCAGCAGCAAGCAAAGCCGACCUUUGUCGAGUCGUCGACCGUCUCGAGCGGCAUCCAGGUUGGUAGCUUCGUAGAACAGGCCGCCACUGGUGCCAGCGCCAGUCAGCUUACCCUUACAGACACCCAACAACAAGAACAUGAUAUGCAUCACGAGUUGGCCGAUACGACACACCUCGAUAACACAAUUAUCGAGCCCAUGAGCGACACAACCAUCAUCACCUCAUCACCCACUCAUUCAAUUAAUUCAGACACGAUCGUUAUUGCGGAAUGCGUUAGUGAGGAGCUGUCGGGCGUCGACAAUGAUUGUCUCAUUAACAAAGACGUAAUAGCCGUUGUUAGGGAAUCGGAGCUGCCAGCUGUGCUCGAGCAGCAACAGUCUACGGCGGUGAUGACGACAAACGACUCAUCAUCAGCAUCCUAUCAUGUUCACGAGCAGCAUCAACAACUCAUGCUUGUCGAUAACAUUAGCGACGACAACAACGAUUGCGUGUCUAACAUUUACGAACAGACGACGCAGGAGCAAGUUGCCACGGCCGCGGCCCUCAUACAGCACGAGAAGUUUUACAGUGUUGGUAUAGCGCCCGCGGGCCUUUAUCCCCACUUGUAUAACUUCGGUGCUGGUGACGACGAUGGCAAUGAACAACAGCCAAGUCAGCAACUUGCUACUGCUACCGUCGUUAAUUAUCAGGCUUCGGAGAAGCUGCAGCUGCAGCAGCAGACUUUUUUCAGUCCUUUUGUUUAUAACGGCAGCGACCUCACGGGAAUCGUUGAGGAUGUCGCUGACGUUGAGCUCGAGGAGGAGAGCGCCGAGUCCACGGAGGAGGAGGACGAGGAACUAUGA